Messenger RNA from Menidia menidia (Atlantic silverside), 1140 nucleotides. The record is from the annotation of a GenBank genome assembly. NCBI's taxonomy places the organism in Eukaryota, Metazoa, Chordata, Actinopteri, Atheriniformes, Atherinopsidae.
CUGCGCUCUAAACCACGCCCCCUUAGGUCACAUGUCACACAACCACGCCCCUCCGCCUUUUUUUCCCCACACUCUAAACUACGCCGCCCACAGUCACGUAUCAACAUGGCGACGUGCGGAAGUACGGGGCAAAGCAAGAGACCUAUUUAUACUUUUUGUUUGGUUGUGUUCAUUCAGCUGUUGUUCAAUGGGUGCUUUUCAGCUCCACUCAACGAGACUACAAAAGGGACGGAGAACGUAACCCAGAGUUUAACCACUCUGAGUCAAGGAACCGGCGGAAUGGAUAACGCUUCAGCUGAGCAGAGUGAAACGACGAAAAAGGCCCCACCAACAUUGCUGGCUGGCAAUGAGUCCACAGCGGCCAAAGCUACAGACAACAACGCCUCAGCAGGCACUCCUCCAAAAGAAUCACCGGAGUCUGUGAAAACAGACUCCAUCACCGUAAUUGCGUCCUCUGCUGACAUACCACCAAAAGACCCUGCCGUUAAUGACACCAUAAAAGCACCUAGCGGUAAAACAUCGGGCGAUCCGGCCCCCUCGCAAGUUCCUCCUGCACAGGCGUCCUCGAAUUGCUCGACGGCAGCCCCCGCCACCACCGCCGCCCCCGCCGCGCCGCUCAAAACGGACAAACCCGCCACCGCCGAGUCCAAAGUGACCGACCCCGGUCUGAAAAACCCAAACACGCCCAGCCCGCUCGCGGUGCAGAGCACCGAGUCCGACCCGCCGCAGACCACCGACCAGAGGUCAGACGGCGACGUCAGCUACUACGGGGACGACGAGGACACGUACAUGAGCAACGACGACAUCGACGGCAAGCCCGAGAGAACGGACGAGGGCUUCGACCAAGUGGAGGACAAGCAGCGCGUGGAGGAGAUGGAGGUGACCCGGUACAAGGGAGCGGACGUCUACAACUCGGAGGACGAGGACUCGCAUUUCUUCUUCCACUUGAUCAUCCUGGCCUUCCUGGUUGCCAUUGUCUAUAUCACAUAUCACAACAAGAGGAAGAUCCUCCUGCUGGUACAGAGCAAGCGGUGGAAGGACGGUUUAUGCUCUCACAACACCGUGGAGUAUCACCGCCUGGACCAGAACGUCCACGAGGCCAUGCCGUCCCUGAAGAUGACCCGAGACUACAUUUUCUGA